AUGGCACAUACUAUUACUCUACCAAAUCGGCAAGAUUCAUAUCUUCAGGAUAUUCAGAAUAAUUCUAUCAAGACCAAAUCACUCUCUCACUCCGCCAAGGACCCGGUCCCCCAUCGUGGCAGCAUCUUGCCGUUUUCGAGCCCUUCAGACGACAAGGAGAAUCUCGCAACAGAGGAUGAAUUCCAAUCGCCCAUUUCUACAUGGAGCCCGAAACGGCCAGCCCUUCGUGCGUUACUUCCCGAAUCACCAGUCGAUGAAGAUCACAACCUAGAUUCCGAGGUCCCAGACAUUGGUCACAUUGUUCGAGGCCUGUCAGUGCCAUCAUCAUGUCAUCUGGCGCCAGAGUCGGACGAUUUUCUGAUCAUGGUGGACCGAGGUUUAUGUAUCAGUGACAAUGGAAUUCCGUCACCUCCUGCCUGUCAGCCAUUCCACGCUCGCAGCGCUUCGUCGGCAUACCCUUCACAGAGUAACAACACCUCCCGAAUUCAAUCUCCAGUAUCAGAGCACUGCCGCGGCAACAGGCUCAGCUUCUCUGGCCUUUCACGUUAUGGCCGGACCAACGAUUGUUUGUCAAACCUGCAAUCCGACACGCCAACGUCUGGGAGUCGGAACCCGGGUGACACCAGCAAUCAUGAUCUCAUGGCAGAUACGGCAGCCGCCAUCACAGAGUGGCAGGGUGCAACUGCGCCCAAAAAGUCAGCCAGAGCUCACAACUUUGGCCUAGCAGAUCACUCUGACUUAUUUCCAUCCGACUCUCUGUCACAGAGAGAUGACUUCUCUCUGGCUCCAUCAAGCCCUCCAUCACUACCAUCCAAGCCAGGACCAACUCACCGAUCAGCUCAAACACCCAAACAUGCAGACGACCUUGACACUCAAUACGACGGCACCGUGGACCCCGGUCGCAAUAGAACCCCUGAACCCAAAAAUGGCCUUACGCCUGCUCUUGGGGCACCACCAUUAUCUCAACGAGCUAAGCGAAAAGCUUCCGUGUUUUCGCUCUGGGGCUUGACCAGGUCAUUUUCCAAGCGCCCCAAGGUCGUGGCCUUCCGGCAAUGGGCAACCAAUGUGUACCGCGGCAGCAGUCGGCGUAUCAGCAACGCAUACGAUCGCCUCAGGUACCAACGACAAACGCAUUUCAGUGAGUUGGGGCCAUGGAAAGGCAUGAGACGUCGACGGCCAGUCCAACCCCGCAAGGGAACCGUACCAGGAGGAGACGGGGUAUUUGAAUACGAAAAAGAUCCCAAUGGCAAUGGGGAAUGGUGGAAGGACGGUGUGGGCAGGUAUCAUCACUUGUGGAAGAAUGCUCAACGUAAACGCGCAGAAGAGUGA
Molecule: messenger RNA, 1329 nt
Organism: Pochonia chlamydosporia 170
Lineage: Eukaryota; Fungi; Ascomycota; Sordariomycetes; Hypocreales; Clavicipitaceae
Exons: 2
Coding region: 1-1329 (442 amino acids)
Source: RefSeq, a predicted model, not a curated record